Aedes albopictus (Asian tiger mosquito) is the source of this 1387-nucleotide messenger RNA. RefSeq lists its product as uncharacterized. The transcript has 2 exons. The record is from RefSeq and is a predicted model, not a curated record. NCBI's taxonomy places the organism in Eukaryota, Metazoa, Arthropoda, Insecta, Diptera, Culicidae. The coding region runs from base 922 to 1227 and encodes 101 amino acids.
CUUCUGUGGCAUUUGAGUCAGAUUCGAGCACGGGUGCCUCUCUAUGCCUUAACGCGAAAAAUUCCAAACGGCAACAAUCUACUACCAUGUGCUUCAGUUACCAUCCGUCGGUCCGCAGUUGAACAACACGUUGUUUUUGGUUUACAUGUUUCUUUUAAAAAAACGAACGUAUUCGUAAAUAAUACGUUGCUGAUAAGCGAGAGUGUAUCGCGAGAACCUAGAACUUUUUCGCGAUCUCCCGAGACGAGGCAGUGACCAACGCGAAGGUCACCGGUGUGUUUGAACUCGUCAGUUUACAGGAAGAGCCACUCUGAGUUCAAGUGAAUUGAAUUCAAAUAUUUACAAAAUUAGUCAACAGUCAGUAUUGAAUUGGCCAUAACAAGCCAAGGGGAUCCCCGCCGUCACUAGAAUCAGCGAAUGGACGAUCGCAUCGGCGGCAGUAGCAUCAGAACCCGACCGAAAUUGCGCAAAAAAGGAAAGCAAAACAUCCAUCCAUCCGCGACAGCGCCAGCGAUAGAACGGCCUUCGCGAAAAGCCCUUAUAUAAAAGCAUUGGCUCGCUCCUGUUUGUUCAAUAGAUCAUCUAGCGUGUAGCACUCGAUCAGAGGUGCCACCACAAUCUCCUCGGUAGCAUUGGCGCGCGCGCACGCGUAAGUUCUGUAGCUGAUAGUGUGUUCAUUCCGCUCGCCAUCUAAGGGAUCGCCGCACGGUGUGAAAACAGUUGAUUGAAGAUAAUUGGAUUGAUUAGGCCUCGAUCGCCAGUUCAACCACUGAACUUGAGCCAACCAUUUAGAGGCAGUUCUUCAAAAGCUGCUGCCACCGAUUUGAUCGACAUCGAUUACGCGUAUAGCCCCCAUCAUUGCCUGAUCGGUAGAGUGGCUAAAAAUAACCUCUCCAAACGUGGUUACCCCAGCAGACCAAGAUGAGGUCACUGUCAUUGGUGUUGUCCGCGCUGCUGAGUUUGUUGCUGCUGACCGAAGUGGCCCUCGCGUCGCCGGUGCUCGAUAAGCUGUUCGGAUUCGCUGCCUACCAGCCGGGUUAUUCCGGCUAUGGGUACGGUGGAAACCAGUACGGGUAUUACAGUUCCGGUGGAGGAGGUCCCAGCCCGACGCACAGGAAGAAGCCCAAGGGUCGCUCGUACAAGGACAUCUGCCGGGUGGUGAAUCCAACGCCCUAUGCGCUGCCUGGAAGUGUGCCUUAUCCUGCGGCGCCAUUCUGUCCGUAUUGAAAAUCAGUGUAAUCAGUGAGCUGAUCGUUAGAAAUACUCUCGUGAUGUGUUCCUUUGAACAUGAUUUGUGUUUUGAAAGUGUGAGAUUGAACCAUGAACUGUAUAUAGUUAGCGAUAAGAUGAUAAUAAAGUGCAAAGUAUUGUAAGUUUAUUUCAAGGA